AUGGAAGUGCUUUUUGAAAUAUAUUGCUUAACGGCAAAAAUAGGCGAACUUGCGCAGAAAAAAGAUAUAAAGAAACUUACGGUAAUAUUUCAGAAGGAACUGAAUUUAUCUGAAAUACGUAAAGCAGUAGAAAUUGCUCUGAUGCAGUUUGAACUAAAUGUAGAAAUUUUUGUCUCAGACGGUAUGACACUAAAAAAACAAAAUAAACGAAGAGAGUCAAGGGACGAAGCUUUAUAUAUCGAGAGAGGAAAUCGUUCUUAUGCGGAGCUUUUGAAAGCAGUUAAAGAAGAAGUACAUAAUAGAAACUUGAACAAUAAAAUAAAGGCAGCCCGAAUGACAAAGGCCGGAGAUUUGCUACUUACAAUGGAGCGAAAUAGCGGAGGAGCAGACGACAUAGCUAACGCAUUAAAAGAUAUAAACGGAGAAGGGAAGAUAAGAAAACUUGGGGGACAGGAACCACGAGCGGUCUUACACGUCAGAAAUAUCGACGCGGUCACAAGUAAAGAAGAGAUUGAAACAGCAGUGAAGUCACUUAUGGCCGGAAGCGAAACAGAUUAUGUUUCAGUCAGUAAUCUUCGUCCUGGUUUCCGAGAGACUCAGAUUGUAACCGUUCUAGUUGACAAAAAAACUGGUAAAAAACUUACGGAUAAGGGAAAUAUAAGAAUAGGAUUUGUAAGCUGCACCGUUAGGCAGAGAGUUAAUGUGCUAACAUGUUACAAAUGCUGGGGUAUUGGACACACGACGUGGCAAUGUAGCGGACCUGAUCGAUCCAAAUGCUGCAAAAACUGCGGAAAGGAGGGACACCAAAAGAAUAAAUGCACUGAGAAAUCUUACUGUUUAAUGUGUAGUGAAUCUGGUCACAGACUACACACCAUGCGUUGCCCAAGAUACCGAAGAGAUAUCACAAAAGGCGAUAUAGUGGGAACAGGCUAA
Molecule: messenger RNA, 933 nt
Organism: Diorhabda sublineata
Lineage: Eukaryota; Metazoa; Arthropoda; Insecta; Coleoptera; Chrysomelidae
Exons: 1
Coding region: 1-933 (310 amino acids)
Molecular function (GO): zinc ion binding; nucleic acid binding
Source: RefSeq, a predicted model, not a curated record